AGCCAUCAAACUACCAUUGCCUCCAAAUCUACAAUAAGAAGAUACCUUCACAAUGGCCAGCAUCCGUCGUCUUGCGCUCUAUCUUGGAGCUCUGCUCCCGGCUGUCCUCGCUGCUCCUGCAGGCCACCACAAGGCACCCGAGGCUGUUCCCAACAAGUUCAUUGUCACUCUGAAGGAGGGCGCUUCUAUUGAUACUGACUCUCACUUGACUUGGGUGAAUGACCUCCACCGUCGUUCUCUUACCAAGCGCAACACCGCAGGUGUUGAGAAGACGUAUAAUAUCCACACCUGGAGUGCCUAUGCUGGCGAGUUCGAUGAGGAUACUAUUGAGCAGAUUAAGGCUAGCCCCGAUGUUGCUUCUGUUGAGCCAGACUAUAUUAUGUACUUGUCUGACAUUGUUGAAGACAAGCGUGCUUUGACUACACAGACUGGUGCUCCUUGGGGUCUCGGUACUGUGUCCCACCGCACCUCUGGCUCCACUAGCUAUAUCUAUGACACCUCAGCUGGCAGUGGAACCUUUGCCUACGUCGUUGAUUCCGGUAUCAACACUUCUCACCAACAGUUUGGCGGACGUGCCAGCCUCGGUUACAACGCCGCCGGAGGACAGCAUGUUGACACUCUCGGCCAUGGUACUCACGUUUCCGGAACAAUUGGUGGCUCUACUUAUGGUGUUGCUAAGCAGGCCAGUCUGAUCUCCGUCAAAGUCUUCCAGGGAAACAGUGCCAGCACCUCGGUAAUCCUUGACGGUUAUAACUGGGCGGUGAACGACAUUGUCUCUCGAAACCGCGCUAGCAAGUCUGCUAUCAACAUGUCGCUUGGAGGUCCCGCUUCCUCCGCCUGGACUACCGCUAUUAACGCAGCCUUUAACCAGGGUGUUCUUACUAUUGUGGCUGCUGGUAACGGCGACUCUUUAGGAAACCCCCAGCCCGUUUCCGGCACCUCUCCUGCUAAUGUACCUAAUGCCAUCACUGUUGCUGCGCUUGACAUCAACUGGCGCACUGCUUCAUUCACCAACUAUGGUGCUGGCGUUGACGUUUUCGCUCCCGGUGUCAACAUCCUGUCUUCGUGGAUCGGCUCGAACACGGCUACCAACACAAUCAGCGGCACCUCUAUGGCUACUCCCCACGUUGUUGGCCUUGCUCUCUAUCUUCAGUCUCUUGAGGGUCUUGCUACCCCCACCGCCGUCACCAACCGCAUCAAGGCCUUGGCUACCAGUGGCCGUGUCACCGGUAGCCUUAACGGCAGCCCCAACGUCCUCAUCUUCAAUGGAAACAGUGCUUAAAUUGGCUACAUAUUUGAUGCCUCGAGCGGGGACAAUGACUUGGUGGUCUAUUGAUUCGUUGUGGAAAAAAUGGUUAUGCAUACACAUUGAGAACUCUGGGCGAAUUCUACAGCAUAGUCAAAUAGUAUAGCUGAAUGGCUAGAAGAUGAAUAAAAAAAGUAUCUCUUUACACGUUAUUUCCGUCGAUACUUGAACAUAUAUGAUCUGGUAGAUCUGAAUAAGAAUAGCUAUUUUACUUGUACAUUUGCAUAGAGCUUUCCCAUUCGCAAAUGCACCUAGUAGAGUAAUAAUAUCCAUCAUAAAUUGUUGUCGGUCAGAGCUUCGAGACAAAAUUAUAUCCCAAUGGGCAUCUGAUUCCUUAGGCUAUAUUCAAGUUAUUAUCCG
Molecule: messenger RNA, 1666 nt
Organism: Trichoderma virens Gv29-8
Lineage: Eukaryota; Fungi; Ascomycota; Sordariomycetes; Hypocreales; Hypocreaceae
Exons: 3
Coding region: 53-1282 (409 amino acids)
Biological process (GO): proteolysis
Molecular function (GO): serine-type endopeptidase activity
Source: RefSeq, a predicted model, not a curated record